Enhydra lutris kenyoni (northern sea otter) is the source of this 6915-nucleotide messenger RNA. It is a transcript of the gene ANKFY1, whose product is annotated as ankyrin repeat and FYVE domain containing 1. The coding region runs from base 22 to 3531 and encodes 1169 amino acids. The record is from RefSeq and is a predicted model, not a curated record. Gene Ontology annotation, molecular function: metal ion binding; protein binding. NCBI's taxonomy places the organism in Eukaryota, Metazoa, Chordata, Mammalia, Carnivora, Mustelidae. The transcript is spliced from 25 exons. Gene Ontology annotation, cellular component: cytoplasm.
CUGCGGCAGGGCCGGCCCGACAUGGCGGAAGAGGAGGUGGCCAAGCUGGAGAAGCACUUGAUGCUUCUCCGACAGGAGUACGUGAAGCUGCAGAAGACGCUGGCGGAGACGGAGAAGAGAUGCGCGCUUCUGGCUGCACAAGCGGACAAGGAGAGCAGCAGUGAGUCCUUCAUCAGCCGCCUGCUGGCGAUCGUGGCUGGCCUCUACGAGCAGGAGCAGUACAGUGAUCUGAAGAUAAAGGUUGGGGACAGGCACAUCUGUGCCCACAAGUUUGUGCUGGCGGCCCGCAGCGACAGCUGGAGUCUGGCUACUUUGUCUUCCACCGAGGAGCUGGACCUAUCAGAUGCCGACCCAGCGGUGACAAGGGCGAUGCUGCGCUGGGUGUACACGGACGAGCUGCAGUUCCGGGAAGACGACACGUUCCUGACAGAGCUGAUGAAGCUGGCGAACCGGUUUCAGCUGCAGCUCCUCAGGGAGAGAUGUGAGAAGAGCGUCAUGUCUCUGGUGAACGUCAGGAACUGUAUCCGCUUCUAUCAGACUGCGGAGGAGCUGGGCGCCGGCACGCUGAUGAACUAUUGUGCGGAAAUUAUCGCCAGCCACUGGGACGACCUGCGGAAGGAGGACUUCAGUAGCAUGGGCGCCCAGCUGCUGUACAAGAUGAUCAAGUCCAAGACCGAGUACCCGUUGCACAAGGCGAUCAGAGUAGAGAGAGAGGAUGUGGUCUUCCUGUAUCUAAUCGAGAUGGACUCACAGCUCCCUGGAAAGCUGAACGAAGUGGACCAUAACGGAGACCUGGCUCUAGAUCUCGCCCUGUCACGACGACUGGAGAGUAUCGCCACCACGCUGGUUAACCACAAGGCUGACGUGGACAUGCUCGACAGGAACGGCUGGAGCUUGUUGCAUAAAGGAAUCCAGAGGGGAGAUCUCUUCGCUGCCACCUUCCUCAUUAAGAAUGGGGCUCUUGUCAAUGCUGCUACGUUGGGUGCCCAGGAGACACCGUUGCACCUCGUGGCAUCGUGCAGUGCAAAGAAACACUCAGCAGCUGCAAUGUCUGAGAUGGCCCAGAUCGCAGAGUCCCUUCUGCAGGCCGGUGCCAACCCCAACAUGCAGGACAGCAAGGGCAGGACGCCCCUGCACGUGUGCAUCACGGCCAGGAAUGAGCACGUCUUCAGCCAGCUGCUGCAGUGCGAGCGGCUGGAUCUGGAGCUGAAGGACCACGAGGGCAGCACUGCCCUGUGGCUCGCCGUGCAGUACGUCACCAUGUCCCCCGACCACUCCGUGAACCCCUUCGAAGACCUCCCGGUGGUGAACGGGACCUCCUUUGAUGAAAACAGCUUCGCGGCCCGACUCAUCCAGCGCGGCAGCAACACCAACGCCCCAGACACUGUCACAGGGAAUGGCUUACUGCAGCGGGCGGCUGAAGCAGGGAACGAGGCAGCGGCUCUCUUCCUGGCGACCAGUGGCGCCCAGGCCAACCACAGGAACAAGUGGGGAGAAACCCCCUUGCACACAGCCUGCCGCCACGGCCUGGCCGGCCUCACCGCGGAGCUGCUGCAGCAGGGCGCCAACCCGAACCUGCAGACGCAGGAAGCCCCGCCGCCACCAAGGGAGGCCGUGUCCGCCAGCGGCCCCGCGGACGGUGUCUACCUGCAGACCCCGCUGCACAUGGCCAUCGCCUAUAAUCAUCCCGACGUGGUGUCUGUCAUCCUGGAGCAGAAAGCUAAUGCUCUUCAUGCCACCAACAACUUGCAAAUCAUUCCGGACUUCAGCCUCAAGGACUCCCGAGACCAGACGGUGCUGGGCCUGGCCUUGUGGACGGGCAUGCACACGAUCGCGGCGCAGCUGCUGGGCUCUGGGGCCGGCAUCAACGACGCCAUGGCGGACGGGCAGACCUUGCUGCACAUGGCCAUGCAGCGGCAGGACAGCAGGAGCGCGCUCUUCCUCCUGGAGCACCAGGCGGACAUAAACGUCAGGACUCAGGAUGGGGAGACGGCCCUUCAGCUGGCCAUCAGAAACCAGCUUCCGCUUGUGGUGGACGCCAUCUGCACCCGGGGUGCGGACAUGUCCGUGCCAGAUGAGAAGGGGAACCCCCCGCUGUGGCUCGCCUUGGCAAACGGUCUGGAGGACAUCGCAUCCACCCUGGUCAGACAUGGCUGCGAUGCUACGUGCUGGGGCCCGGGACCUGGGGGGUGCCUGCAGACGCUCCUGCACAGGGCCAUCGAUGAGAACAAUGAGUCUACCGCCUGCUUCCUUAUUCGCAGCGGCUGCGACGUGAACAGUCCCAGGCAGCCCGGUCCUAACGGAGAAGGGGAGGAGGAGGCCAGAGACGGGCAGACCCCCUUGCAUCUGGCAGCCUCCUGGGGACUGGAGGAGACGGUACAGUGUCUUCUGGAAUUUGGUGCCAGCGUAAACACACAGGACGCGGAAGGGAGAGCGCCUGUGCACGUGGCCAUCAGCAACCAGCACAGCGUCAUCAUUCAGUUGCUGAUCUCCCACCCCGAUAUCCACUUGAGCGUCCGCGACAGACAGGGGCUGACCCCUUUUGCCUGCGCCAUGACUUACAAGAAUAACCGGGCAGCGGAGGCCAUCCUCAAGCGGGAGUCGGGGGCUGCCGAGCAGGUGGAUAACAAGGGCCGGAAUUUUCUUCACGUGGCAGUUCAGAACUCUGAUAUCGAGAGCGUCCUGUUCCUGAUCAGCGUGCAGGCGAAUGUGAACUCCAGAGUCCAGGAUGCCUCCAAGCUGACCCCUUUGCACCUCGCCGUCCAAGCGGGCUCGGAGAUCAUCGUCCGCAACUUGCUUCUUGCAGGAGCCAGAGUGAAUGAGCUGACGAAGCAUCGCCAGACGGCCCUCCAUCUCGCCGCCCAGCAGGACCUGCCCACCAUCUGCUCCGUCCUCCUGGAGAACGCAGUGGACUUUGCUGCUGUGGAUGAGAAUGGAAAUAACGCUCUGCAUCUCGCGGUCAUGCACGGUCGGCUCAACAACAUCCGGGUCCUCCUGACCGAGUGCACCGUGGACGCCGAAGCCUUCAACCUGCGCGGCCAGUCGCCACUGCACAUCCUGGGACAGUAUGGCAGAGAGAAUGCAGCGACCAUCUUCGAGCUGUUCCUGGAGUGCAUGCCCGAGUACCCUCUGGAUAAGCCGGAUGCAGAAGGGAACACGGUGCUGCUCUUGGCGUACAUGAAAGGGAAUGCCAACUUGUGCCGCGCCGUCGUCCGCUCUGGGGCUCGCCUUGGGGUCAACAAUAACCAGGGAGUCAACAUUUUUAACUACCAGGUCGCCACGAAGCAGCUUCUGUUCAGACUGUUAGACAUGCUGUCCAAGGAGCCUCCAUGGUGCGAUGGGUCCACCUGUUACGAAUGUGCCGCCAAGUUUGGAGUCACGACUCGCAAGCAUCACUGCCGCCACUGCGGACGCCUUCUGUGCCAUAAAUGCUCAACCAAGGAGAUUCCUAUUAUAAAGUUUGAUCUGAACAAGCCCGUGAGGGUUUGCAACAUUUGCUUUGAUGUACUGACUCUGGGGGGGGUCUCUUAGGGAUCCCCCAGGCCACAUCCCGGUCGCCUCGCCGGCAGCUGCUCUGCUCAAGAGCCUGACCCACCCAGAGCAGGAGCUGGCCGUCCCGUCUUCCUGCGGAACAGACUGAACAAUGAAGGACCCAGGGGGGAUUGACCCCAUUACAAGGAUUCCAUUGGGUUGUCCGUGUGUCCGACUGUGAUCAAGGUCACUGGAUGACUUGGUGGACCAAGCCGUGUCGUCUCAGCGGCACCUGUGACAAGAGUUGGACCCCAUUCUGCUUGCAACAUACAGGGACACUUGGAAAACCCCUCCCCUCCCAGUAGUUUAGUGUCCGUGUGGAGCAAUCCCGUGGUCUUCCUGCGCUGGCGGCCGGGCGGGCGGGACCCCGCGGGGGGGUGGCUGGCGGCCCCAUGAGCGCUGCCUUCGCUCUGGGUAAGUGGCAGCACAGUGUUUCCUCAAAGAUUAUAGGAUCCUCUUGCCCCAAGGCUUGUUUUUUAAACGUGAGCUGAUAUUUUUAGUGAGUUCCCCCUUUAAAAAAGGUGAAAUCUUUAUAAACAGGGUUCAGAGAUGAGAGCUGAAAAAUCGUGGCCUUAACAACCGAAAGCUUUACCUGGGUUCAGGAGCGCAGCAUCUGGUUCUCUCGUCUGGCCGCAUGCCGUGCGUGGAGGCCUCGCUCUGCCAUCAGGGCAUGCUGGUGGAGGCACACUAUGUGUUGCAUGACAUGUAGAGCUGCGCUCCGGGGGGUUCGACGUCCACACCUGUACUCAGAGGCCACCUUGCACACGCACGCGCUAGUGACUCUGACGAUUGGCCCUGAUAGGGCCACAGCGCGCACAGGACUGCCGGGCAUCCCCGGGAACCUGCGGGUCACCCGGGCCCAGUGGUGGGGUGUUAAGGGGGAUUGUGUGGCCUCCGGCUGGCAGGCACAGGGGCCCACGGUUCAUGGAGGCUUGCCUAGCGGGUGCGAGCAGGUUUGGAACACGCUGGCUUAUCCGUGGAACGAGGCCCCUGAGCUUUGGGGGCCUUCGUUGCUGCUAGUGCGUGUUGCUAACCCUGUGGCGCUGAAAAGCUCCUUUUGAAGGUUUAGCCAGUUUUUAAAAAAUGCACAUUUAGAGAAACUUCUACCACUGCUUUACAGAAAGAAACUCUGAGAUGAACACGUGUGCCCGUGAGUUACUCUCAGAGCUUAGCAGCGUCGAUCGUAACGCCGACUUUUCAGACCGUGAGCAACCACUACAUUGUUUUUGCGCUAAUGAAGUGUGGGUGUAUGUGUAAAGGGACUAAAUAUCUUGGCAACAGCCUGCUUUUCUUGGUUUGUUUUUUGGACGGUGGUCUGUUGUCUCUGUUGCUGUAGAUUUAUACAGUCUGUUGCCUAAAUGUGUGUGUAAAACAAGCUGAUAAGCCAGAGUGCUACUUUUUAAUAUUUCUGUCAUUUAUGAGACAUAUAUGCUUUCUAUGUUAAUAUGAGCUUGUGCACAAUGUUUAAAAGAAUCAGAAGAGUCCCCUGGUCCUCUAAAGUGUGUGACACGUUUCCUGUAGAACUUCUGCAGAGGAACAACUAGUCUUGGCAGACACUUGACCAUGUGAGGCCCGUGGUCAGCUGAGCAGGACCAUGAGGAAGUAGGGCUUCGUGAGGUAGACCGGUUCUUUAGCUGGAAAGUAAGAUAAUUAUGCUUCAGAUGUGAAUCGAGGCAGUUGGUACUUUUAUGCUUGCUCUUUCCACAUUCAGGGUGGAGAGCGGAGGCUGGGAAGCCCAUCAGGGAUCGGGCUGACGUCCCGCUCCUGCCCUGCCGUUACCAGUUUUAGUAGCCGUCUUGCCUCUUGUUGCACUUAAGUCCUCAAGUCCUGUCUAAAAUACGCCGAGGCCAGCUCCUCUUUGUUCCGGUCCGGGGAUGGCAGAGGUGCCGGGUGGCCCCAGAGUGGGCAAGCGUUUUGGGAGUUCUGCAUGGCUUCGCUGUGUCCUUGAACAUGCGGCAGGACCACGGGGUUCUUGCUGGGCUGCACGAGGCGGGUUCUGUGGCGGCUGCCUGUGGGGCUCUCGCGUCCCAGCCCUUGCUGGCACUGGCCAUGCUGCACGACUGCGGGGCCGUCCCCGUGUCACUUCGGCCUGUAGCCCAGCUGCUAGCGGCAGCAUCUCACUUGCAGUCCUUGAGAGAGCUGCUGGUUGCCCCGAGGUCCGGCGUGCGCAUCUGCAUGUUGCGCCGCCUCAGCUCGGCCGGCCUCCUGCCCGGCGCCAGGCCCACUGCAUGGCGACCUCCGCCUCGGCCCGCGUGCGUGCCCGCGGCCUCACCUAACUGGCUGCAACUCCCAGCGCGGGAACUGGCCACCCAACUUAAGUGCCUACACUUGGGACUUUCCGGUUCUGGUGGUCUGGGCAGACGACGGGGCAGAACGAGUGCUGCGUCCGGGGUCUGCGGCCUGCGCGGUGUCUCCCCGCCACACGCUCCAGCAGUGGGGUCCCUGUGCCCGCUGGCCCUCUACCUCAGCCCCAAGUCCCUGUGGCCGUGCCUGCGUGGAGGCCAGCGGCCCAGCAGGUCGGCCACCUCUCUGCACGCGCCCCCGCCUGGCCUGCCGCCUGGGACCGCGCCGGCCUGGUCCUUAGGCGCAAAGUGGGGGGCGCGCCUCAGGAGGGGCUGCGUGAGUAUUAGACCCAAGGGGUGCACGGGGCCCCCAGACGACGGUGGUACCACGCAGGGCAGUGGGACGCGGUCCUCACGGGAACUGAAGGUCUUCCGGGACCGGGACUGCUCCCCUCAUGACGGGCCCCUCCGCGGGGGCAGGGGCUGGGAAGCCACAUGUCAUCGUCAUUUAAUGCAGUAAUCGCAAGGAGCCAGUGCUUGACCAGAUGCAAACUGAACACCGAAGCAGCCCCCAAAGUCGUCACACAGCCUUAAAGACGUUCUCCGGAAGAUCGCUGCCUGCGCGCUCCCUUUGGUCGCACAAACCCCGCGCUGACCUGUUGCACUCGGCACACAGGCUUUGUAGCAGGGAGACCUGGCUUGGCACCCGCUGGGCUUCGUAGCUGGUCCUCUUGUGGCAGAGGCAUCUGGCUGGCUGUUGCCAUGACAGCUGUGCACGGCGGGGAAAGGGUGGUCUCGGGGCAGGGGCAGGAGGUGCGCGUUUGGGAGGAUCCCUUGGGCUUCCUGCCACGCAGGGCGGUGCUCCGUGCAGGACGGCGGCCUUGGGGUGGGACCUGGAAGGCGCCAAUCAGUGGUGGUCUCUUGGAGUCUGCGUCAUGGAAUGUAUUUUUUAAAUACUGAUAUUUGCAUUUUCUGUAACCAUUCCUUACAAUAAGAUGAGGUAAAAUUGUGCAUUUAAAGUGGAAACUUCAGCAAGACAUUUGUAGUCACUUUUUAAUGCAGAAAUACCAAUAAGCAUUAAAAACGGAUUUUUAACUCCUGA